This is a messenger RNA of Tupaia belangeri chinensis (Chinese tree shrew), 1860 nucleotides long. RefSeq lists its product as uncharacterized. Gene Ontology annotation, molecular function: olfactory receptor activity; odorant binding. The transcript has 2 exons. NCBI's taxonomy places the organism in Eukaryota, Metazoa, Chordata, Mammalia, Scandentia, Tupaiidae. The coding region runs from base 290 to 1204 and encodes 304 amino acids. Gene Ontology annotation, biological process: detection of chemical stimulus involved in sensory perception of smell. The record is from RefSeq and is a predicted model, not a curated record. Gene Ontology annotation, cellular component: membrane.
ACGAAGUGUCCCCAGCUAGGUCUUCUCAGACUUCCUGAAAUUCUCCACAGUGUGAGUUACUGCAUGACACUGAUAGAAAGGAUCCUCAGUCUGAAGGCUCAGGGUCCCAGGGAAAGGCAAAGUGGGGCAUGCCCCUUGGUUCACUGCUGCUAGAAGCCUUGGAAGUUCCUCCAAGAUUCACAGCGAGAGGCCUGCUGGUCUUCCCCGUACUGGAAAAGAGGACUCGUUCUCACACUGGCAGAAAAGACCCCCACUGGUGAAGCAAGGGAUCAAGCUAGUCCUGAAGAUCAUGAACCUGUCUUCUGAGCACUGCAACAUAUCAGACUGGCUGAGGCUGGAAGCUACAGUGAAGGCCUCCAUAUAUGUGGUUGCAUUCUCCUUUGCCACAUUUAUCACCGUCAUCAUUAUUGUCAUAGUGUCACAGAGUGUGAAGCUGAGGAGGGAGGUCCGAUACAUCCUCUUCUGCCAUCAUUUGCUGUGCAUCAGCUCCUACUGUGGCCUGGGGAUGGUUUUCCACGGAAUGCGGGCCCUGCAGGCCCACAGUCCCCUGCUGAUCUGCUGGGUGGUGUUCGGGGUGCAGCUGAGUGUUGGCGAUGGGAUCCUCUCCAUUCUGGCCUUGAUGGCCCUCAACACUUACGUGAUGAUUUGCUGGCCUCUGACAUCUCUGACCUUUGUAGAUUCCGUUAAGUAUAAGGUUCUGGCCGGGACGUGGGCCGCCAUUAUCCUCAAGAAUAUUUGCUUAUUCUUUGUGGAGGGCACUGACCUCACCCCGGUUGCUGUUUUUAAAUCGGAGCCCCUUUGCCCCGUCAUUUUGAACAGCUGGCGUGCCAGAGCCGUUGGCAUGGUUUUCAUUUUGCUUCUUUUGUCCGUCAUUCUAGUAAGUUACUCUCUGAUAUACCAAGAAGGGAAACGGGCUGGCCAUUUUAAUGGGUCAAAUAUCAAAGCAAGGAAAACCGUCCUUGUUCACUUAGUGCAGAUAAGCUUACAUAUAGUACCCGUCCUGAUCUUCAUAGGUCUGGGGAAGGUGUGUGGAGUGUUCUUCUUGGCUUUAAAUCUGGUGUGUUUUGGCGUCUUUGCAUUUGCCCAGUGUUUCAACCCUCUGAUUUACGGGCUCUGGAAUAAAGAACUGAAAAGCAGAUUACACCAUUGGGUGUACUGUCGGCUGGGGUGGGGCCACCCGGUGAACAGCAGAGAGCCUGUUUAAAUAAAAACCCAGUCACUUUCAUUUUGAAUCAAUAACCUUCGUUCUUCAGGACUCAUCAAUUAGGGAUGAGGACCUGCCUUUUACUCAGCCUAAAAUUGGUGCCUGAUUUAAUUUCGUAAGUAAUCUGAGUAAGUCAGAGUAAUGUGUUUGGCUUACGAAUUUCCGUGCCGUGUGUGCUGAAUUGGCCUCAGUGAAAUCAUUUUAAUGUCUUCAAUUCUAAACCCAGAUCAGCAUUUUUGACAACAUGCUUUACCCCGUUGGAAGAGGUAGGCAGCUUUUGAACAUGUCCGUAUUUUUAGAAACCAAGAAACAGUCCAUGGUAGAUGUGGAGAGAAGGCUGUCCCCUCAUAUUAAUUAGGGGUAGAUUUGGCUGCGAAUAAUAACAAAAUCAGCAAUAAAAUAACAGUGACUUUAAAAGGUAAAGAUUAAGGGUUUUUGCUGUGUAAAGAAAUCUGCGACUGCACAAUCCAGGCUUAGGUGGCAGUCUGCAGUCAACGAGCUCAUUCUCUUGUUUGUUGCCAUGACUGGUUGCUACCUCAUGACCUAACAUGGCUGCUAAUGCUCCUGUCAUCAGUGCACACUCCAGCCAACAGGAAGGAGGAAGGAGCAACGAAGGGUCUGCACCCUGCUUCUAAGGACAUUUUCGAGAAGUUAUA